Messenger RNA from Humulus lupulus (European hop), 1137 nucleotides. RefSeq lists its product as uncharacterized. The record is from RefSeq and is a predicted model, not a curated record. Gene Ontology annotation, cellular component: eukaryotic translation initiation factor 3 complex; cytoplasm. Lineage: Eukaryota; Viridiplantae; Streptophyta; Magnoliopsida; Rosales; Cannabaceae. The coding region runs from base 100 to 984 and encodes 294 amino acids. The transcript has 2 exons. Gene Ontology annotation, molecular function: translation initiation factor activity; RNA binding.
AACACCCCUAGCACCAUCACCCCAAAACAAAACCCUAAUCUUCGAAAAUCUCAUCUGUACGCACACACACGAAGAGCACCACACUCCUUAACCAGGGCGAUGGGGAGAACAGACCUUGCGCAACCUACCAAGGUCCGGUGGGGAGAGCUUGAAGAAGACGACGGCGAGGACCUCGACUUUCUCUUGCCGCCUCGUCAGGUCAUUGGGCCCGAUGAGAACGGAAUCAAAAAGGUCGUUGAAUAUAAAUUCAAUGAUGAUGGUAACAAGGUCAAGAUCACCACCAUCACAAGAACUCGGAAGGUAGCCAACGCUCGACUCAGCAAGCGGGCCGUCGAGCGCCGCUCUUGGCCCAAGUUCGGCGAUGCGGUGCACGAGGAUGUCGGUAGCAGACUCACCAUGGUCUCCACGGAGGAGAUCAUCCUCGAGCGACCUAGGGCUCCCGGUAGCAAGGCGGAAGAAGCGAAGAAUUCAGGAGAUCCGUUGAGUGCAAAAGGUGGUGCUGUUCUCAUGGUCUGUAGAACAUGUGGUAAGAAAGGCGACCAUUGGACUUCGAGAUGCCCUUACAAGGAUCUCGCGGCCCCGUCUGAAGUGUUUGUUGAUAAGGCUGGCGCAUCCGAUGCUGCAGCUCCUGGAGCUGCUCCUAGUACAGGGAAGGGAGCCUAUGUUCCUCCUGGUAUGAGAGGAGGAGCGGUGGCAGAGAGAGGUGGCACCGACAUGAGACGGAGGAACGAUGAGAACUCUGUUCGGGUCACAAACCUUUCGGAGGAUACUCGGGAGCCUGACUUGCUUGAGCUCUUCCGACCUUUUGGUAAUGUGAGCCGUGUUUACGUUGCUGUGGAUCAGAAGACUGGAAUGAGCAGAGGAUUUGGGUUUGUUAACUUUGUUAAUCGUGAAGAUGCUCAGAGAGCCAUUAAUAAACUCAAUGGAUAUGGUUAUGAUAAUCUUAUCCUCCGAGUGGAAUGGGCCACCCCAAGAACGAAUUAGAGAACUCACCACCGCACUUGGAUUCUAUGAAAUAUUUACUAAGAAAUUUGAGCAGUUUUUGUUUUUGUUUUGAACAAGAAGCUAUAUUUAAUGUUUGUUCAAGACUUUGUGCUACCUUUUUUUGUUUAUUACAUUUUAUUUCUUUUUGUUCUA